UCCUCGAGCCGCGCAGGCGCAGUUGUUCCUUUGGCGCUCGGGCUCCACAUUGGCGGAAGGGAGAGAAAGGUACCAUAGAGACGGCGCGAUGGGGACGCCGGCCAGAGAAGAAUUAGACCUGGAAGUAAUGAAGCCUUUAAUAGAAGACCAGAGUUCAGAUGAUGAAUAUGAGAAUGAAGCGGAUUUACUGCCGGCAGAGAAGAAAUAUCAGCUUGAUCAGGAGGGCAUUACAUUUGUUCAAACGCUCACUCACAUCCUCAAAGGAAACAUUGGGACAGGUCUUCUGAGCCUUCCUCUUGCAAUAAAAAAUGCAGGCAUUCUGCUUGGACCAAUCAGUCUUCUUUUCAUUGGAAUUAUAUCAGUUCACUGCAUGCACAUUUUGGUACGAUGCAGCCAGUAUCUAUCUGUCAGAUUGAAAAUACCUUUCUUAGGGUACAGCGACACUGUUAGCCACGCCAUGGAAACGUGUCCCUUUCACUUGUUACAGAAACGAUCAUCUUGGGGAAGAUAUGUCGUUGACUUCUUCCUUGUGGUUACCCAGUUGGGCUUUUGUAGCGUUUAUUUUGUGUUCUUAGCUGAAAAUAUGAAACAAGUUUGUGAAGGAUACGCUCAAACGAAAUUGUAUGCUGUGAAUAUCACGGGAACCACUGGCCCCCCAGACAGAAGGACCAUCGAUCUGAGAUUAUACAUGUUAUUUUUCCUUCCGUUUGUAAUCCUCUUGGUUUUCAUUCGAGAUCUUAAGCAUCUGUCUGUGUUCUCAUUCCUGGCAAAUUUAGCCAUGGCUGUCAGCUUGAUCAUUAUUUAUCAUUAUGUUAUAGAGGGUUUAUCUGAACCUCGAAAACUGAUCCUGGUGGCUGGUUGGAGCAGGUAUCCCCUUUUCUUUGGCACAGCUAUUUUUGCAUUUGAAGGAAUAGGAGUGGUGCUACCCAUCCAGAAUAGGAUGAAAGAAGUUGACCGCUUCCCAGUGGCGCUCAACGUUGGCAUGGGAAUUGUGAUGACCUUGUAUAUUUCAUUAGCCACCCUGGGAUACAUACGCUUUGGGGACGAAAUCAAAGCCAGCGUUACUCUCAACCUGCCACAAGAUCGAUGGCUGUACCAAAUGGUCAAGAUCCUUUAUUCCUUUGGGAUCUUUGUGACCUAUUCGAUUCAGUUCUACGUUCCAGCGGAGAUCAUCGUUCCUAUUGUAGCAACCAGAGUGCAGCAGAAGCUGAAGUUGAUCGCUGAAUUGGUUGUGCGAAUGCUUCUGGUCUGCUUAACCUGUGCUAUAGCGAUAUCCAUCCCCCGUCUGGACAUCGUGAUCUCGCUGGUUGGCGCCGUAAGUAGUAGUACUUUGGCUUUGAUCAUGCCUCCGUUGAUUGAAAUCCUCACCUUCUACAAGGAGAAGCUAAACAGAUGGGUGAUCUUCAAAGACGUUUCCAUAGCCUCCCUUGGCGUGUUCGGUUUCAUAGCUGGCACCUACGUGAGUGUGAAAGAGAUUAUCUGCCCCACAACUUUGCUUUUAGAGAAUGCCACAAUUGGUUCAGCGACUUGCUUCAACACUUCCCACUUGGCCGAGGGUGCCAAUUAAUGCCGGAAGAUUGUGGGCCUCUUGAAUUUCAUAAUAGAUGCGUGUUUGCAAACCAAAGAGAUUCCAGAUGGACAGGUUUUGAAAGAGAAAAAUGAUUGGAGGAAGGAUUUUUUCCCCCUCCCCCAAAAUCUGCUCCUGUGGAGGAUACAACUGAUUCAAGAUUUUUCUCCCCUUCCGUUCAAGCAUCAUGGACUACCACGUAUUUCUUUGCAAACGGGACCAGAAAUCAAAAAACGCUUCUUGAUAUCAUGUUUGGACAUCUCACAUUGAGAGAAUAAUCCCUGCCAACUUCUUUAUUUAAAGUUAAGUCAGUCUUUUGAGAGCCUCUUCGCAUAGCUUCAGAGAUUAACAAGGUUUAUGCAAAAAUGUGGAUUUCGUCUCUCACUGUGUGUAUUGUGUAAAUCCUCUUUUAUGUUUUGAAUUUUAUGUAUCUACUUGAAACACAAGUAGAAAUGUUUUCUGGUGGAUUCUGCUCCCCGAGUAGCCAAGGACUUAAGCCCGUUCCAUCAUUGCAGUUUUACCGCCUUGAGAUUAGACCUCAUGUCCCUGAAUUAGUAAUCUCCAUGGUUUAUCUUGGGAGAGCAAGAUAAACUCAUCACAUUAGUGUCUAUGGAGAUUCUCAGUCAUCCAGGUCAUGGUUAUGCCGAAGGUGUUUUUUUCCAGAGGCAACUGGACUUCCUUGCUCUUCUUUGAAGACGUUUCGCUUCUCAUCCAAGAAGUUUCUUCAGCUCUGACUGGAUGGUGGAGAAUGGAAGGAUUUAUAGUCCUUGCAGACAGCUGGUUAUUUGCAUUCUUAUGGAGAGUCGUUGAGGCCACUUGGAGGUUUAUAUAUGUCCUCAGGGUCACCUGUGUAAUGCAAAUUGUGUGGAGCCUCCUUGGAACUGUUGAAAGAACGGUAUUGUAGACUGAAGAUAGGCAGUUUUUUUCUGUCCUACAACACAGUCCUUUCAACAGUUCCAAGAAGACUCCACAUUUGCACUACUCAGGCGAUCCUGAGGACACAGAUAAACUUGCAAGUGGCCUCAACAACUCUCUAAAAGAAUGCAAAUAAUCAGCUGUCUGCAAGGAGUAUAAAUCAGGGGUGAAAUGCUACCAGCUCGCUCCGGUUCGGGCAAACCGAUAGUGAUAAAAACUACCAGUUCAGGUUUUACUUAAAAAGUAAAAAAAAAAAAAAGGUUCUGACAAUCACAGCUGUGCCACACGAUCAUCGGAACCUUUUUAAAAACUUUUUUAAAGCAUUUUUUUACUACCUCAUUGCCUGAACCGGUAGUAAAAAAAAAUGCUUUAAAAAAGUUUUUAAAAAGGUUCUGACAAUCGUGCGGCACAGCUGUGAUCAUUGGAAGCUUUUUUUUAAACUUUUUUAAAGCAUUUUUUUACUACCUAUUCACCCGAACCGGUAGUAAAAAAAUGCUUUAAAAAGUUAAAAAAAAAAGAGUUGGCCACGCCUAGCCAGCCUAACUUUCAACAUACAUUUUUUUAAUCUAUCAUCUAUAUUCUUCCUGACUGGCCUGUGUUAUGGCCCGCCAGCGGCUAGCAGAGCUGGUAGGAGGCUGGGAAGGAACAUGGGCCAGUCCUGAAAUCUGGGGAAGGCUUGGAUGAGGGCUCUCUCUGAGGCAGAGAGGGGGCCAAGGCCAUCUUCGCUGCCUCUGGAGUCUCUGGAGUCUGACAUCAGUGAGGCAGAAGAACAGCAUGAGCCUGUUCCCAGUGUGCGCAUGUACAGAGCUGCCAGGCGACAGGAUCAAUUAAGGAAACAGGGUCGACUUGGGAGUAAGGCUUGGAGAUGAUUGGCCCCUCCCAUAAGACAUAAAAGAGAAGUGAACGGGGCAUGAGCUUUUGCAGGAAGCAAUUAGUUCAUCUGGUUGGUAAAAGCUGUGUUUGACUCUGUGCUAAGUUUGGCCUUGCCCUGCAUUUGGCAGUUAAUUCUUUGGCAGCAUUCCAAGGGAGAUAAGGUGGGUGUUUGUAAACACUCCCCUGAUAGACUGUUUGAGAAGCCUUUCAGACUGGGAAUGACAAUAAUUCACAGCCGUUUGAAUUAAAAAGAGGUUUGCCAGGACUAGGUUUGUUCUGUAAACUUUCUAAGGAAGCUUUUCUAAGAACAGCCUGUGAACUUGAGAAUAGAAUAGAAUUUUUUAUUGGCCAAGUGUGAUUGGACACACAAGGAAUUUGUCUUGGUGCUUGAGGUUACUUUUUACUAGGCAACAUGAUUUUGAAGUAUACAAAUUUCCCUGCAUGAAACAAGUUAAAAACAUUAUAACAGUGUUGCUUAUAGCUGAGAGCGUGAUCCGUGGCCAGUAUUUUCAAGCCUGACUACUCUAGUUGUAUAAAAAUAAUGGAGGAGGAUGAGCUCCAAUUUUCAAGCAAGACCUGCUCGGUAUCUCUUGACACCUGAAUCGGGACUUCUCAUCUUUGACAGCUUGAAGAAGCGUGGACUUCAAUUCCUAGAAUUGAAGGGAAUUCUGGGAGUUGAAGUCCAUUCAUCUUCAAGCCACCAAGGUUGAGAAACACUGCUCUGACUGUACAUUUCAGGUUUGCUGCAAGUAAAUAGUUGGUGGGUGUAGAGCCAUAUUCUUAACCCCAGUGUCUGACCGAGCAGGCGUUAUCUUCAAAUUUAAGGUGCUGCUACAAUUGCAUCUGCAUUGACUCCUGGCGUAAACAGUUGUAAAAGAAUAAUUUAACCUAUUUGUCUUCAUUGCAGAGAAUGCCAAUUCUGCUUUGUCGUCCCCUUCUGGUUUUGUCAGUGCCCUGGGUGCAUUGACAAGGUUCAAAAUUGCCAAAUGCAUCCAGAAGGUCCAUGCUUUUGUCCCUUGAACUGUGCUUGGAAUCUUUCCCAAUAUGCCGAAGGAUGACACUCGGUGACACUAAUCUAGGGGUGUCAAACUCAAGGCCCAGGGGCCAGAUAUGGCCUGCGGGGUGCUUAGAUCUGGCCCGCGGGCCCGCCCUGGAAACAGCGAAGGAUUGGCCUGCAGUGCCUCUGCCAGCAAAAAUGAAGCUCACAUGGGCCAUGUGCGGCCCUCCCAAGCUCCGUUUUCACUGGCAGAGGGCUGCAGGAGGCUAUACCAGCCGAAAACAGAGCUUGCAGGGGCCACGUGCAGCCCCCAAGCUCCGUUUUUGCUGGCAGAAGAUUGCAGGAGGCCGUUCCAGCUGAAAACGGAGCUCAGGAGUCCGUUUUUCACUGGCAGAGUGCUCAGGCCACCACAGGCCCCCGCCCGACACUAGUGAUGUCACGCUGGCCAUAUCUACCCUGGCCACGCCCAUCCUGGCCCCUUGAGGUCAAACACAACCCUGACACGGCCCUCAAUGACAUCGAGUUUGACACCCCUGCUCUAAUCUGUAGCCCACCCCCCGUGACAAGGUUAACCGAAUAUUACGUACAUUUGUAAAGUCUAUGUUGUGCCUUUUGUGAGAGAAACGGAAGGACUGUUUUUCCCCAAAGUGGAUACAGAUUUUAGACAUCGGUGCCAUUGGGGGGGGAGGGGCAUUGAAUUCCUGUCCUCUGAAGAGCAUGCAAUUUCAUUCAACCCUACUAUAGCGUUCCGCUACUCUUAUCUGGCCUGCCUAGCAACCAUCCAUAUUUGGUUUUUUUUUUUAUUUAUUUACAUUUAUACCCCGCCCUUCUCCAUAGACUUAGGGCGGCUUACACUAUGUUAAGCAAUAUUUGUUGCUAUGCUUCCCCUGGGUACAAAGGCAUAUCUCCUUUAAAGGUAAAGGUAAAGGUUCCCCUCGCACAUACAUGCUAGUCGUUGCCGACUCUAGGGGGCGGUGCUCAUCUCCAUUUCAAAGCUGAAGAGCCAGCGCUGUCCGAAGAUGUCUCCGUGGUCAUGUGGCCGGCAUGACUCAACGCCAAAGGCGCACGGAACGCUGUUCCCUUCCCACCAAAGGUGGUCCCUAUUUUUUCUACUUGCAUUUUUACAUGCUUUCAAAACUGCUAGGUUGGCAGAAGCUGGGACAAGAAACGGGAGCUCACCCUGUUACACGGCAGCACUAGGGAUUCGAACCGCUGAGCUGCUGACCUUUCGAUCAACAAGCUCAACGUCCUGGCCCCUGAGCCACCGUGUCCUUUACCUUCCCCAAUUGCUGUCAUUGAUGGGACUCAAAGCAUUAUAAAACCAGGUGUUUCCCAUGUAGUUUUUUUUCCCCCUCCAGUCUUUUCCUACCAUGUAGGAGCUUGUGAUUUCAAAGUGGCUGAUCCAGCAUAUCGUACCAAUAGAAGGCCUUCACCUCCAUAGCACUUACUCAAGGAGUUGGAAUAGAGUGAUCACACUAUGUAUUUUUGUGUAUAUUAUGUCAAAAAAAAAAUUAAGGAAGCAUACCUCUCAGGUUAUCCGAAUAGGACCAGUUGCACUGUAAGGAAACUCAAGUUCCAAAAAGUGCUUGCCAAAGGUUCUUAAAAAGAAUUUAAAAAGCACAAUAAUAACGCAACGGUUUCGAAGACAGAGAGCAAUACGAUGGGAAGCCCCGGUGAAGAAAACGAAAGACUGCAGAGUUUAAAACAACGUCCGUUUAAAGAGGACAUCGACAGCAAAGCAAAAGAAAGGAAUUCCCGUGGAUGUUUUUAAGUUUAUGGAGUGAAAGUAUUACGUUUGUAUGCAUUACAUAAAUUUAUAUCGAAGUGGAUUUUAUGGUGGGCAGCUUUAAUGCAAUGUAUACAUGGGGCUGCAUUAAAAAGUGUGCCACUUACUCAUUACUAACUUUCCGUAGGCACAGCCUCUGUGUAAAACAACAACAACCCUGUUCGUUCCCAUGCAUUCAGUUGCCUAUGGGAUCUUUAACUUAAUAAAAAACGUUGCAAUAGAA
This is a messenger RNA of Ahaetulla prasina, 6361 nucleotides long. It is a transcript of the gene SLC36A4, whose product is annotated as solute carrier family 36 member 4. Lineage: Eukaryota; Metazoa; Chordata; Lepidosauria; Squamata; Colubridae. The record is from RefSeq and is a predicted model, not a curated record. The transcript has 11 exons. Gene Ontology annotation, molecular function: L-proline transmembrane transporter activity; L-alanine transmembrane transporter activity. Bases 89 to 1567 code for a protein of 492 amino acids. Gene Ontology annotation, cellular component: vacuolar membrane. Gene Ontology annotation, biological process: L-alanine transport; amino acid transmembrane transport.